Messenger RNA from Hylaeus anthracinus, 3912 nucleotides. RefSeq names its product dosage compensation regulator (gene mle). The record is from RefSeq and is a predicted model, not a curated record. The coding region runs from base 134 to 3865 and encodes 1243 amino acids. NCBI's taxonomy places the organism in Eukaryota, Metazoa, Arthropoda, Insecta, Hymenoptera, Colletidae. Gene Ontology annotation, cellular component: ribonucleoprotein complex; intracellular anatomical structure; nucleolus. Gene Ontology annotation, biological process: regulation of mRNA processing; positive regulation of transcription by RNA polymerase II. Gene Ontology annotation, molecular function: ATP binding; 3'-5' DNA helicase activity; double-stranded RNA binding. The transcript is spliced from 8 exons.
GGUUGACGCAGUUGACGCCAUAGAGGCAGUAAAGUUGUUGUGUAUUCGGUUUCUUAGUAGGUUAUACUGGUUUUAUUCAAUAAAUACGCGAAUGAUAUUCGCUAUACUUUAAGUGUAUCAUUAGAAUUUUAAAAUGGGUGAUAUAAAAUCUUUUCUUCAUCAAUGGUGCGCAAAAACUUCAAAAGAACCACAAUUUGAUGUGAGACCCACAGGUCCAAAACAUAGACAGCGUUUUCUUUGUGAACUUCGUGUAUCUGGCUUCGAUUAUGUCGGUGCAGGAAACUCAACCAACAAAAAAGAUGCACAGGGAAAUGCAGCAAGAGAUUUUAUUAAUUAUUUAGUCCGUACAGGACAUGUAAAUGCUGAUGAUGUUCCAAAAGAUGCAGGCACAGUUCAGCCACGAGAUACAGGACCUAGCAAUUCAGAAUGUUUUACACCACUAAGAUCUGUGUUCCAAGAUGGAAUGGGUCCAAAUGAUAUAGGUCCAGCAUAUAGACCUUACAGUGAACAUGGUCAUGGCAAUUAUACAUAUAUGGACAGAAUAGCAGAUCAGAAAAAGGUUGAAGAUGCAGAAGAUGUUGAUGUAAAUUCUGGAAUUCAUGGGAAUUGGACUAUUGAAAAUGCUAAAUCAAAGCUUCAUCAAUUUAUGCAAUCUAACAAAAUUAAUGCUGAUUACAAGUAUACCCCAAUGGGUCCUGAUCAUACGAGGAGCUUUAUGGCUGAACUAUCAAUUUAUGUGAAACAACUUGGGAGAAAUGUCACUGGUCGUGAAACUGGUUCAAACAAGCAGACCGCAUCAAAAAGUUGCGCUUUGUCUCUCGUUCGGCAAUUAUAUCAUCUUGGCGUCAUCGAGGCAUUCAGUGGUACUCUAAAGAAAAAUAAAGAAGGAGAACAAAUCAAGCCUUAUCCAGUAAAGAUUUCACCAGAGUUGGAAGCUCAGAUUCAUGAUGUUUUAUCAAGUUUAGACAUAAAACCUGUUGCAGUAAAUAAAUUACCUAUAAAAUCAGAAGAUGAUCAAUCUAGCACUGGUGUCUCUUUAAUAACAAAUCAAGUAUUGGAUGAUUUUAUUUCAUCCGUUCCACAACCUGCUGGUGUAGUGAGUUGGUCUCCGCCGCAACAAAAUUGGAAUCCAUGGACUGGCUGCAAUAUAGAUGAAGGACCAUUAGCUACUAUAACUUUAGAGCAAAUGUCAGAUGAUUUGCAACAUGAACAACGAGAGAGAUUGCAGCAAGAUGACAAUCUGCAAAAGAGUAUUAAAGAAAGAUCCACUUUGCCAGUCUUCUUAAAGAAAGGCGAAAUAAUGAACGCUAUAAACGAAAAUCCAGUGAUAAUUAUUCGAGGAAACACAGGCUGUGGUAAAACAACUCAAGUAUGUCAGUUUAUUUUGGAUGAUUAUAUCGCAUCAGGUCAAGGUGGAUUUUGCAGUAUUGCAAUUACGCAACCUAGAAGAAUAUCUGCUGUGUCUGUAGCUGAUCGAGUUGCUGUCGAAAGAUGCGAAUGUUUGGGACAAUCUGUUGGUUAUUCUGUAAGAUUUGAAUCUUAUUUGCCGAGACCCUAUGGUAGUAUAAUGUUCUGCACCGUUGGUGUGCUUCUGAAGAAAUUGGAAGGUGGCUUAAGAGGUGUAUCACACGUUAUAGUUGAUGAAAUUCAUGAACGAGAUGUAAAUUCUGAUUUCAUUAUGGUAGUUCUUCGCGAUAUGAUUCAUAUGUAUCCAGAUUUGCGAAUUAUUUUAAUGUCGGCUACGAUCGAUACAUCAUUGUUCAGUAAUUAUUUCAACAAUUGUCCCGUAAUAGAAAUACCAGGUCGGGCAUAUCCUGUGCAGCAAUAUUUCUUAGAAGACUGUAUACAAUUAACGAAUUUUGUACCACCUAUGGAUUCUAGAAAACGCAAAAGUCGCGAUUCAGAUGAUCUGCCAACUGAAGGAGAAGCGGACGAAAAUUUGAAUAAGGUCGUUAGCGGAGAAUAUUCUAUACAAACAAAAAAUGCAAUGUCGCAACUUACGGAAAAAGAGAUCAGUUUUGAACUUAUAGAGGCUCUUCUGAAAUAUAUCAAGGAUCAAGGUAUACCAGGUGCCGUACUGAUCUUUUUACCUGGUUGGAAUUUAAUAUUUGCAUUAAUGAGACAUCUACAAAUGCACCCCGUUUAUGGAGGAUCGAGUUACAUAAUUAUACCAUUGCAUUCGCAAUUACCUAGGGAAGAUCAGCGUAAAGUUUUCGAUCCUGUGCCACCAGGAAUCACGAAAAUCAUUUUAUCCACAAAUAUCGCUGAAACAUCUAUUACGAUUAACGAUGUAGUCUACGUAAUAGAUUCUUGCAAAGCUAAAAUGAAACUCUUUACUUCACACAAUAAUAUGACAAAUUACGCCACUGUUUGGGCGAGUAAAACGAAUUUGGAGCAAAGAAAAGGUCGAGCAGGUCGCGUCAGGCCAGGAUUUUGUUUCCAUUUGUGCUCCAGGGCACGUUAUGUUAAAAUGGACGAACAUAUGACUCCAGAAAUGUUUAGGACACCUUUGCAUGAAUUAGCGUUGAGUAUUAAAUUACUAAGAUUAGGUAGCAUUGGAAAGUUUUUGUCGAAAGCAAUUGAAUCGCCACCUAUAGACGCUGUAAUUGAAGCUGAAGUUAUAUUACGCGAAAUGAAGUGUUUAGAUGAAAACGAUGAAUUAACGCCACUUGGUAAAAUAUUGGCUCGUUUACCUAUCGAGCCACGUUUAGGCAAAAUGAUGAUUCUCGGUUGCAUGUUUCGUGUCGGUGAUGCACUUUCAACAAUGGCUGCAAACAGUACCACAUUUCCAGAAGUAUAUAAUAUGGGACCCGACUCUAGACGGUUGACUGCUCAACAAAAAUGGUUUGCUGGUGCAAGGUACAGCGAUCACGUGGCGAUGCUACACGCAUUCCAAGCAUGGGAAGAAGCUAGAGAUGGCGGAGAAUAUGCAGAACAAGCAUUUUGUGAUUCGAAAAAUUUAAGCUUGCCUACAUUAAGGGUUACAUGGGAAGCUAAGAAUCAAUUGUCAUCGCUUCUACAAAGUGCUGGGUUUCCGGAAGAAACUCUUUGUCCUACACCGUUAAAUUAUCAAGCAGGCGCGGAUGUUCGGCUUGACACAAUUACUGCUUUGUUAUGUAUGGGGCUUUAUCCAAAUGUUUGUUAUCAUAAAGAAAAAAGAAAAGUUCUUACUACUGAAUCGAAAGCAGCUCUAAUUCAUAAAACAUCAGUGAACUGUAGUAAUUUUGAACAAAACUUUCCGUUUCCAUUUUUCGUAUUUGGAGAAAAGAUUCGUACAAGAGCGAUAUCUUGUAAGCAAAUGACCAUGGUAUCCCCAAUACAUCUAUUAUUAUUUGGUUCUCGAAAAGUCGAAUACAUUGACGAUGUAGUGAGGUUAGACAAUUGGAUUAAUUUAGAGAUGAAUCCGCAUCACGCAGCAGCAGUAGUGGCUUUACGACCUGCCUUGGAAAGUCUUGUUGUGAAGGCUGCAAAAGACCCAGAAACUAUUUUAGAACUAAGCCCUAUUGAUGAAAAAGUAUUAAGUUUAAUCAAAGCACUAUGCGGAAUGAAUGCCUGCCGUUACGAAAUGGAACAGAUCACAGGUGGUGGUUUUCAUUCUCGAAGGCCACCAAGAGGACAUACAGUUGGUGGUUUACUUUCGGAAGGAGGUAGUCCUCCGAAACUGAUGCGAGGUAGCGGUGGUUUUCGCGGCGCUCCUCGUGGUGGAGGCUAUGAUAAUGGUAGAGGUGGAGCUGGUUUCUCAAGAAAUAGUGAUUUCGGCGGAUACAGAGGUGGUGCGAAUAGAGGUUAUGGAAUGCAUAAUUCACGCGGAAGAGGCGGGGGAUAUUGGGGCGGUCGAGGGGGAGGUUUCCGUGGCCGUUUUUAAGUAUGUGUUUGAUCCUCGAGGUGGGAAUAGUGAAAAUUAACUACAAU